Messenger RNA from Eriocheir sinensis (Chinese mitten crab), 1607 nucleotides. RefSeq names its product 3-oxo-5-alpha-steroid 4-dehydrogenase 2-like. Gene Ontology annotation, biological process: steroid biosynthetic process. NCBI's taxonomy places the organism in Eukaryota, Metazoa, Arthropoda, Malacostraca, Decapoda, Varunidae. The transcript has 5 exons. Gene Ontology annotation, molecular function: 3-oxo-5-alpha-steroid 4-dehydrogenase activity. The record is from RefSeq and is a predicted model, not a curated record. The coding region runs from base 574 to 1368 and encodes 264 amino acids.
UUAAGGUCAGGACAUUUAAUUUAGAAGAGGAAGGUCAAAUAAGGUCCAAAAUAUAACCUUUUUUGUCUAUGCUUUUUUUUUAUUGUUGUUAUUCCUGAGAUCCUAGUCUUUUUACUUUCAAUGCAAAAUCAAACUUAAAUAGGAGUGAUAUAUUUCCCCCGGAUGACCGCUGGGGAAUAGAUCCAUUUGAAUUCUGAUCGUAGAAUAUUAACGUUCUUCAGAAUAGUUCAACAAAGGGAGGUGGUCGAGGCUGUCCGUCGGAGCGAGACAAUUCCUCAAACUCCGAUUCAGCAAAAAACACGCAACCUCUUUUUUAUUAUGCAACUCAGAGAAAACGAUAAAGCGAAGCAGCCACAGAAAAUGUAUAUCGAACUGGUGACUAUUCUUGCAAUAACCUUUACUCGGCGCAGGGAGGCGGUGGCACUUGGCUCACAACAGUAACUCGGUCGCCAUAGCAACACGUGUAUAUUGCAGAGAGAGAGAGAGAGAGAGAGAGAGAGAGAGAGAGAGAGAGAGGGGACACAAAUACAAGUUCUCCGUCCAGUCAAUAGUCCGUAGUCCACGUAAGCCAUCAUGAAGUUCUCUCCGGAGGUGCUGAACAGAGCUUACAUUUACCCGCUUUUCAUGGCGAAGAAUGAAAGCGAACUGAUAACCGCCAUGUGCUGGGGCUUCCCUGUCCUCGUCCUCGCCUCGCUCCUCCUCAAAGACUCGGAAAACAGGUCAUCCUCCAUCUCCUCCCGCCUCCGCCUGCCCGGGACGCUCGCCAGUUUCCUGCAGGAGGUCCCGGCGUUCCUCCUGCCGGUGCUGCUGGUGGCGUACGGGCGGCAGAGGAGCUACAAGGGCGUGGUGAACCAGCUGUGCCUCGGGAUGUUCGUUAUGCACUUUUUCCAGAGGUGCUUCAUCUCGCCGUUCCUGAUGACGAAGCACAGGCCCGUCCCCCUCCUGCCCUUCCUGCUUGCCUUUUUGACCCACGCUUACAUUGGGCUCCUCCACGGCCUCUACUUCGUAAAUCACUACCAUUACAAGGAUGAGGUGUGGCUUUUCAAACCCAAUUUCUGUAUAGGGUUCCUCAUCUUUCUGUACGGCAUGAAGACCAACAUCGGCGCCGACUCAGCCCUCAGGAAGGUACAGAGGGGCAGGGUGCCGACAGGAGGCUGGUUUGAGAAGAUAUCCUGUCCGCACUACUUCGGGGAGAUCCUGGAGAUGUGGGGCUACGCGCUGGCCAGCCUGGCACCCCCGGCCCUGCUGCUGGCCCUCGGCACCACGCUUCUGCUGGGCCUCCGCGCGCUGCACCUCCACCAGUGGUACUUGAAGAAAUUCGAGGACUAUCCAAAAACCCGCAAGGCAGUGAUUCCCUUCUUGCUCUAAUAUACCUGAACACACACCACUUGCGUCCAAUCGUCAGAAAUAUCUGCUGAUUACAGAUUUCCAGCACAAGGUGUUUUUGUUUUUGUUUUUUUGUUUUUGUUUUUUUACUGGAAAUGUUUAAACAAUGCAUGUGGUGUUAAUGCUCUUAUGGGUAUGCAUCUCUCUCCUAGAUGUCAACUAAUGGUUGAAUUUCCCCACAACAAAAGGAUGCAAACCUAGUAAAUAUAAUUAUGUGUGUG